This is a messenger RNA of Cryptomeria japonica (Japanese cedar), 1863 nucleotides long. RefSeq names its product L-gulonolactone oxidase 2. Bases 1 to 1863 code for a protein of 620 amino acids. The transcript has 5 exons. Gene Ontology annotation, molecular function: FAD binding; D-arabinono-1,4-lactone oxidase activity. The record is from RefSeq and is a predicted model, not a curated record. Gene Ontology annotation, cellular component: membrane. Lineage: Eukaryota; Viridiplantae; Streptophyta; Pinopsida; Cupressales; Cupressaceae.
AUGACAAUUACUGUCCAAUCCGGAGCAAUGAUGAAAGAUGUGGUUGAAGAAGCUGCAAAGGAAGGACUGGCUCUGCCUGCCAUGAUUUACUGGAAUGGAGUUUUGGCAGCAGGAGUUGUUUCUACAGGAGCCCAUGGCAGUGGUCUGUCAGGAAGAGGAAGUGGGGUUUAUGAAUAUGUUGUUGGGAUGAAAUUGGUAGUCCCUGCGCCUCCUUCCCAAGGAUAUGCAAAGCUUAUCACACUGAGCGGAUCAGAUCCAGAUCUGAAAGCUGCUAAGAUAUCUCUUGGAACGCUGGAAGCGAUCUCUGAAAUAUCCUUCGCAUUGCAGCCUAUGUUCAAGACCUCAUUUUCAGCCAGUGUGAAAGAUGAUAAUGAUCUAGAAAAAGAAGCCGAGAGUUUUCUAAGAGCCAGUGAAUAUGCAGAUAUAAAAUGGUUUCCCUCCCAUGGGAAGGCAAUUUUCGUGACCAACCAGGUUGUUUCUGUUGAUGUACCUGGAGAUGGCCUCAACAUGGCAGUUGGCAGUCCAAUCACAGCUAUGAGCGUUGAAACAAUUUUAGGGUAUGGGCUAUUGAAGUGGGAGGGAAAGAGAGCAAGGGCAAUAUCACGCUGUGAUGACGAAAUCCAAGCAAAUGAAGAUGUGGAUGCAAUCUGCAAUGAAGUGGAGCAGGUAUUCUCAUCCGCGACAAAGGGUAGUGGCUUCUUGAAUGACGGGAAACAGUUCACAGGGUAUCCUGUAAUUGGAUUCAAUCAUCGGAUGCAAGCAUCUGGUGGGUGCCAAGAAAGUCACCCUAAUUAUCAAGAUAACCAGAAGAGCUGCACUCCUACCAAGAUUCUGGAUAAAAAUAAUACAGUCUGUAAGUGGGAUCGACGGCUGCACACUAAUGUGGUCUUCGACGUGGAGCUGAGAGUAUCAAUGUUUCAUCUCCAUGAGGCAAUUGAGGACAUAAAGAAAAUAAGGGAUUUGAGUCGCUCAAGCCUGUGUGACCGGAGUUAUUUUUCUGUCAGUGGAAUAUUCAUGCGUUCUGUUAAGAAGUCAGGUGCAUACCUUGGGCCUGCAGAGGAUCAGGUAACUUUGGAGGUGCAAACUUAUCGGCCAAGGAAAGCAGGCAUACCCAAGUGGAAUGAAGAUGUGUUUCAAGAAAUUCAGCAAAUGGUGAUAGAGAAGCACAGAGGGGUACUGCACUGGGGGAAGUCUGGAGGUCACUUGUUUGAUGGUGUCGCCAAGCGAGCUGUAAACCUGGAGAAGUUUCUCGAGGUGAAGGAUAGGUUUGAUCCCAGUGGAGUUUUUUCUAAUGAUUGGACUGAUGGGUUGUUUGGGAUCGGAGGGAGAAGAGUGGAGGAGUUCAGGGAUGGUUGUGCUCUGGAUAAGAUGUGCAAGUGCAGAGAGGAUAAACAUUGUGCUCCAGAGAAAGGAUAUUUCUGCGAGAGGGAAGAAUUUGGAACAAGGCUCGUGUUUGCAGGAAAUCAUCUUGAUGGUGAUGGUGGGUCAUUCCCCGGCCUUGGAUACCCAGAAUCAGAUCCAGAUCUGAAAGCUGCUAAGAUAUCUAUUGGAACGCUGGGAGCGAUCUCUGAAAUAUCCUUCGCAUUGCAGCCUAUGUUCAAGACCUCAUUUUCGGCCAGUGUGAAAGAUGAUAAUGAUCUAGAAAAAGAAGCCGAGAGUUUUCUAAGAGCCAGUGAAUAUGCAGAUAUAAAAUGGUUUCCCUCCCAUGGGAAGGCAAUUUUCGUGACCAACCAGGUUGUUUCUGUUGAUGUACCUGGAGAUGGCCUCAAUAUGGCAGUUGGCAGUCCAAUCACAGCUAUGAGCGUUGAAACAAGUGCUUGUCAUUGUGAAUAUCCUAAAACUCUUAUAGGUUCACCUUCUUGA